GCAUUCUCUUACAGUGACAGUGUAUGCAUGAUAAUAUAGUGAGUACAGGAGCCGUGUUUGCAGUGAUAGAAGACAAUCACGAGUGUAAGAGCCGUGAUUGCAGUGAUAGGAGACAAUCACGAGUAUAAGAGCCGUGAUUGCAGUGAUAGGAGACCAUCGUGACAUCAAACGCAAUUACAGUUGUUUAAGGAUUGUUUUGCCGCUAUGUGCAAUCAUUUGUUGAAGUACCCAUACAUGAAGCGUACAGUAGCCGCUGUCGCCCUCCUGCAGCUCAUAUACUGCUUCAUCGAGACCAAUCGAGCUGUACAUGAAUCUUCAAUCUUCACCAACCUCGCCGAUGAGGAAAAUGUCAGGUUCCUGCCGCCAGCCCUAAACAAACUUGUUGUUGCCAACCAGAUGCUGGAUUUGAUCCUCAAAGUCACUGGGAUAAACAACACAAAGGUCAUCAAAUUAAUGAAAGAAACUUUAACUGAAACUGAAGAGGAUUUGACUGAUAAACUGGCCAUUCUUAAGGAUUUUGCAGAAACGUACGCGUGCGCAACCUGCGUCGACUCCCGUCCGUUACCAAAGACCGCGGUCGACAUUCGCGUACGUCUUGCAAGCACGGGCACGUGGCACGGAGUUCCGGCGCCCGUUAUGACGUUCCGGCCGCUCGGUAGACUCGGUAACCUCAUGAGUGAAUAUGCAUCGCUGUACGCAUUGAAGAAUUACAGCGUAACGCGAUUCCUGAUGCCAUCACUCCACGAUAAAGUCAAGGACGUGUUCAAGAGACUGUCUAUACCUUACCUGAACAAAUGUAUCAACACAGAAGGACAUGCCCAAGCCUGUCCUCCUUGCAGCGGCAUCCUGUGCAGGAUUGGGAUGACUUCCAAGAGACUGGGUAUCCCUAUACCCAGCAUGUUUGAAGACAAAGACUGGAUCUCAAUCGGCGGCGACUUCGGCCCUGUUGAGUACAGCUAUCAGGCGCAGCAACUUGCUGCUGCUGGCUUACUGGGACCUCAUGCUUUUAUAAUGGAAG
Hyalella azteca is the source of this 1018-nucleotide messenger RNA. RefSeq lists its product as uncharacterized. The annotation marks the transcript as partial. The transcript has 5 exons. NCBI's taxonomy places the organism in Eukaryota, Metazoa, Arthropoda, Malacostraca, Amphipoda, Hyalellidae. The record is from RefSeq and is a predicted model, not a curated record.